AUGGCCGCAUCUCGCAUGGCAUGGUGGAGGCUUUCCACAUUCGCUGUAUUUGUGGCCCUCCCAGUGUUACUGUCUUGGCUUCCUCUUUCCAGCGCCUGGCAAGAGUUUCAGGUGCGGGCCAUACCGAAACGGGAAAGUUUAUCCAAAGAGCCGCUGGCACAGCUGAUUGCCUCUGCCACUUCUUCUUUGGCAUCGGGAGGACACUGUCCUAAGCCCACCCGCGUUGUUGUGACACUUUCAACUUUCGAGGGACGCCUGGGAAGGCUGAAGGGGACGGUAGCAUCCCUGUCAGCUCAGAGCUGCAUGCCUGACGCAAUUUACAUCUUCCUGAGCCGAAGGCCUCGGACAAAACGCACCGGCGCAGGCUUCGGUGGCCACGGUGAUGGUGUGGACACGACCGAGGCGUUGGAGUCCCUCCGUGAUUUGAGCGACCGCGUUAUCGUCCGCUUUACCGACGAGGACUGGGGUCCCGGCACGAAGCUUCUGGCGGCGCUGAAGGUCGAGGAGGACCCAAACACCUGGCUCAUCACCGUGGACGACGACACGACAUAUCAUCAGGACACUGUCUUGGCUUUGGUCUUAGCUGCAAGUGCCUUGCCGAGCCAUGCCGCUCCAGGUUUCUGGUGCGAGGAGGCACGAGCCACCGGUGUCGCUUCCGAUCAAAUCCAAUGGCAGACUCUUGAAAUCAUGUCCGAUGCAACAGAGGGCACUGUGCACGGAUGGUGCGGUGGCUUUGCAGGGGUGCUAUUCAAGCGCUGGUUUUUUGACGAGACCGUCUUCAACUUUGCUGAUGCGCCAGAUGGCUGCGCGGUGCAUGACGACGUGUGGUUUGGCGGCCAUCUCUUGAGUAAGGGGAACACUCCAUAUCUGAUCAAUGCCGGCUUCUUUUCUGCCCAAGAUGGCCCUUCGACGCCGGAGGAUCGGCAAGAUUUCAGCAUCAAUGUGAUCAACCGACAGCUGAAAGCCAGUGGCAAAGAUCCUCAAGAGCAAUGUGCUGCAUGGUUCUCGGCUUUCCGUGGACAGCAGUUCUCGAGGCCCUCUGUGUUCACGCAUCCGAGCGUACGAGCUCCGAAUGGAGAAGAUCUUUGGGUUCUGAAGAACUUUUUCCAGUCGGAUGCGCUUUCCAGUGGACCGAUGCCACGUUCUGGGAAGUUUGUGGAGCUGGGAGCCUCAGACGGUUUGACGAACACCAGCACCUACUUCUUGGAGAAGGAGCUCGGCUGGCAUGGCAUCCAGAUCCUCCCCGAGUCUUCCGAAGCUCAAAUCGCGCAGUUGACGGCCAACCGCCCAAAGAGUGUGAGCCUUCAAGGGGUUCUCUGCGGCCAGAAUGCAGCGGCAGCAGACCCUCCGUGCCGCUCUCUGCAGCAGCUGCUUCAGGAGGGAGGACUGCACCGGCACCGUGUGAACUACCUCGUGGCGAAUUUGGGGGGAUCCGAGCUCGAGGCGUUCCUGAGAGUUCUGGCGCAGCUUCCUUUCAAAGACGUGGACGUCGACCUGGUUCAAGUGGGUGUCAAACUACCUGACCCAAUCCUCUCUGGAAAAGGGUGCAAGUUCGCAGCAGAUCUGCGCCGAAACUUGGCCGCCAAGAUGGGAUUCGCAAUCCUAGAAUUCAACGACACAUCUGCGGGUACAACCGAAGGUGCACAGAAGGACCACACGCAGCAGCUCAUAGAAUUAAUGGAGCGCAAUGGUUACAGCCUAGCUGGUGUGCUGCUGGUGGACGUCGGAACAGACUUGUACAGUCUCACAGACAACGACCGGGCAGUCAGAAGAGGAGCCAUAGUCAAGCUCGUUCCGGCCUCGGCAGAAUUCCGAAGUGCAGACUACGUUUUGUCACCUGUGCAGAACUACUCGGAGGAAAUGGUGUUGAAGCUGCAAGACAGUUGGGUCGAAUACAGCCUCGGUAAGGACAAGGCACUGCUGAGCAGUCGUGCGCUUACCCGCAGCAAGGCCUCGCCAGAGUAUGUCAGAAGAGUCUUUCUGGAGGAGCUGCACAAGUUCGCCGAUCAGGGUGAGAAGUGUCGCGAAGUUUCGCUGUCAAUGACGCUACGCUUUGCAGAUCUGUUGCCGGUGCAAGAUCUGGAGAAUGUUCUCCCGCUGUUGCUGGCGGCUCUGCUAGGCAGAUUUAGAAGCCACCCUUUUCCUGAGCAGAGCGAAGAGUUGCGGCUCGAGGCGUUGCGACUUCUGAGCCACCUCUUCGAUCUCUGCAAGGAGCGGCUCAGUCCUUUUGCGAGCGACGUCCUGGAUGCACUCUCAAAGGCUUUGACGGACACCUGCCCUGACGCAAAGAAGGAGUGCUGCGAGAUCACUAAGAAGGUGAGCCAGUACUUUGAGGCAGAGCGAGUCAGCCGUGCAUGUGGUCCUCUUGUGGGGUCGCUUCUGGCCAACCUGAAACAUCAGCAGUGGAAGGUGAGAAGAGCAACGCUUGAGAGCAUCGGUGCCUUGCUUUUGCAAGAAGCUCCAAUGAUGGACCACAUGGAGGACAUACUCCCACAUCUCAAUGCACUUCUUGGCGACAGGACACCUGGCGUCCGGCAAAGCCUCGCAGAAACUCUGGAAAGGUGGCUGCUGAAAGGCUUGAGCUUUCGAGCUCCAUUGGUCAGCAACUUGAAUGAUGAUGGGCCGGAAGGUUUCGACAAGUUCGAACCACGGUUGCUUCUUCUCCUACUAGGCGUUUGUUCGGAUGAAGAGGCUGAACAGGUUGGUGCAGUUGCUUUUGGUGGUCUUGAGCGCGUGGCUGCGUUAAAGCACGAGGUGCUGCUCAAGCGGGCGCAGAGAGAGCGAGAGCGGGAGGAAGCCAAGCAAAAAGCGAAGGAGGCAAGGGAGAACAAGGCUGGCUACAGCGAGGAUCCCGACAACACCACGGUCCUGGAGGAGAAGGUCAACCAGAAGUGCAAAGACCCCGAGGUCGCACCCGCCUUUGACUAUACUUCUGUGUUGCCACUUCUGCCACAGCCAUUCGCAGCCGGACGGCUGCCAGCAGCUUUGACCACCACCUAUGUGAGAUAUCAUCUGGCAAGCGUCCUUCCUCAGGUGUUGGCGAACCUGACGCAGUGGACAACAGAUAUCCGGGAAGCAGCGGCCAGACUACUGCAAGUGCUGCUGGUCAUCACCAAUCAGCAAGUUGCGCCUUUUCUGGAUGGUGUGCUGGUGCACUUGUACAAGGCCCAGGCUGACGAUGAUCAGAAAGUGGCCAAGGCCGCGCUGCUGAGCGCGAGCAUGGUUGGUGUCUUCAUUGAUGCGGAGCUGGUACUGGAAGUAGUGGGCAGGCACCUGGGCCUCAAACACGAAGGCGGACAGCGCAAGGGCACAUCCUUUGACGAGCUGUGGCCGCAAGACAAGCAAGGUCGCCAAACGACGCGAACGGUUCAGGACGUACUGGCAGGGGUCAAGAACUUUGCUGCGAUGACUGCCGAGUCGCGACGGCAAGUUUUCAUGGUGCUCGCGAGGUUGAUACAUCCGUGCACUGGCACUGACGAUUUCUGCCGUCGCCUGAAGCCCAAGGAAGUCAAGCUGGCCCUGCGCUUCUUGGAGGAGGGCAUUCACAGCGAGUUGCUGACAUCUGUACUUGGUGCCACGGAAUCCUUGCUGAAAGCAGGCAGGGAGGCGUGCAUAGAAGACUGGCCACGGAUUUUCGACCUGCUCCUGCGGAUGAAGAGCAGUGAGGAGUGCAAUGCGCAGAUCGUGGAUGCAAACAUUGAGCACUUGUCGCAGCUCCUGGGUAGGUCGCGCCGGCAGCUUUACGAGGAGCAUCUGAGGACUCGUCUCGCCGACCUUCUGCAGGGAGGAGAGGCCGUGUUGUGGGAGGACGCAAGCCCAAACCGUCACGUCUUGGAGACCUUGCUCAGAAAUGCUGGUCCAGCAGUUGCGGAUCAUGUUGGGGGCCUGGUGCCAGUGCUGGCACGUCAGGCGAGCCCGGAGGAUGCCAGCGCUACGGCUCGCGUCGACCUUUUGGGCUUGGUCCACUUCCUGGUGAACGAAGAGGACGAAGCUCUGGCUAGCGCCCUCAAAGCACAUGCUCUACCGUUGCUCGACGGCGUCUUGCUGCCAAACUGCUCUUGGAGGCCUGGACAGUCCAACGGUAAAAUUCGAAGAGGUGCCAUGGUUUGUGUCCAUUCACUUCUCCGACGCCAUCUUGUGCCUUCUGCAGUUCUCAACGAGGUCUUCGUUGACUUGAUGCCAAUCCUCAAGGGCUGCCUUGACGACAGCUGGUCGCCAGACAACCGCAUGAUCGCCUGCUUGGUGCUCUCGUGCACCCUUGCAGACUUGCAGGCCGAGAUCAACGGAGAGCAACUCCGAGAGGUCUACCCAGAACUUCUGAAGCGGCUGGAUGACUCGAACGACAAGAUCCGGGUUGCAGUGUGCGAGGCGCUGGACGUAUUCUUCAAAUGCCUUCCACAAAAUUGGAGCCGCACUUUGUACGAGUACAUCCUCCGCAAUCUCUUCGUCCACUUGGAUGAUCCUAACCCAGAGAUUCAGCAGGGCAUCUAUGCGGUGCUUCAAGCAGCUGCUCCCCAGGAUACGGCAACGUUCCUUAAGGAGGCUCAAACCGCUUCUGCGAAAAGCGCGCACCCGCGCCUGUGUGAAGAGCUGGUCCGAUUGGCCGAGGGGUUCCGGGCGCCGGGUUGCCAACUGCUAGCAGCUGCAUGGCUUCGUCGAAUUUCGCUGCAAGUUUGCGUGAUCGGCAAGAAGACCUUGCCUGUGCAUGUUAGUGUCAGAUGGACGGGUGCCAUACAUGGCAGUCCUCGAGGCGGUCAUUUCUUGACCUCGCAAAGCCCCCUCCUAGAAAUGACCGCCGGCUAUUUCAUCACCGUUGUCACCUGCAUGGGCAAAAAGACCGAUGCAGGCCUCAACUUCAGCAAGCCGAACCCUCCCUCCGCCCUCCCUGCAGUGGUGCACUUUCCAAAAGGCGAUUGGCUCGAAGGCUUGGCGCCUGAGCCCUUUUCGAUACCGAGAAUGCAGAUCACAAUGCCUCUCGUGCUGCAAGCAGACGACGGUGCAAUAAAUGAGGGGAAAGCCGUGGUUCUGGGGGACAUUGUGGGUGACGAUCGCUGGGACUUCCCUGACCAUCAAGCCCAGUGGAAAGCUGAGCUGGACACCGAGUCUUGCCAGGCGACGAUCGACUUCAACGUCCCCGGAAAGCCAAAUCCACCUCCCGUGAAUUUGUUGAUGACGCUUUGGCUAGCCACGAGUGACGAAGCCUCUGCCGGACAAGCGAAAGCAACCUUCGAGUUUACAGAUCCCAGUGGCAAGUUGGCUUCGCCGCACAUGCCGCUGAACUCUUGGCUUUCCUUGGGUACGCCACAGGUCGUCAAGGCAAUCUCCUGCCCAGAAAGCUUGAAGGCAGUCUAUGCAGACAUGCACGACGGUGACAAGAAGGCCGUGGACAUCAAGGAAGGCAAGAUGACCAUCCGACCUAGCGGAAACAAUCAGACAUGGGUUGUUAUUGCCGAUGUGGACGACCGUUGCACUGCCGAAGUGGACUUCAACGUGCCAGGCAAACCCUCUCCGCCGCCUGUGCCUUUGGAGCUAAAGCUCUGGCACCUUCAGUCCAGCAGCUUCCAGAAAACAUCCUUUGAGUUUUCGGAUCCCAGCGGGACUCUUGCACCACCGGGCAUUCCUUUGAACGCCUGGUUGGAAAUUCCUUCCAGGCAGAGUGCACUUCUUUUCUAG
Molecule: messenger RNA, 5673 nt
Organism: Symbiodinium sp. CCMP2592
Lineage: Eukaryota; Dinophyceae; Suessiales; Symbiodiniaceae
Source: the annotation of a GenBank genome assembly